This is a messenger RNA of Neopsephotus bourkii (Bourke's parrot), 2936 nucleotides long. RefSeq names its product ZFP64 zinc finger protein (gene ZFP64). NCBI's taxonomy places the organism in Eukaryota, Metazoa, Chordata, Aves, Psittaciformes, Psittacidae. The transcript has 6 exons. Gene Ontology annotation, cellular component: nucleus. Gene Ontology annotation, biological process: regulation of gene expression. The coding region runs from base 110 to 2182 and encodes 690 amino acids. The record is from RefSeq and is a predicted model, not a curated record.
UCGACUCCUCCACAUCCGCCUUGCUCCGCCGCCGUGAGGCGCUGGGGGAGCGGCUCCCCGCCGGUAAUAAGCCUCUUGCAGGAGCCGGGGUGCAGGACUUGCUGCCGCCAUGAACCCCGGCGCCGGCGGGGGGGCGGCGCCGGCCUUCCCUGGCCCCGUGCAGUUUCCUGGUGGCACCACUGUGCUGGUGGAGCUCACCCCUGACAUCCACAUCUGUGGCAUCUGCAAACAGCAGUUCAAUAAUCUCGAUGCCUUCGUUGGGCAUAAGCAAAGUGGUUGUCAGCUCACUAGUGCGGCGGCCGGGGCCACUAGCACGGUCCAGUUUGUGUCAGAAGAAACAGUGCCAUCAACACAGGCACAGACCACAACCAGGACAAUCGCUUCGGAGACCCAAACCAUAACAGUUUCUGCACCAGAGUUUGUUUUUGAGCAUGGCUAUCAAACGUACCUGCCUAGUGAGAGCAGUGAGCCUCCAACUGCUGCUAUUGUCACUACGCCACCAAAACCACGAUCAAAAAAAUCCACUUCCUCACAUACACAGAAGAAAUUAAACUGCUGCUAUCCAGGUUGCCAGUUCAAGACUUCCUAUGGUAUGAAGGAUAUGGAACGUCAUCUACGAACACACACAGGAGACAAGCCCCAUAAAUGUGACGUUUGUAAUAAGUGUUUCAGUCGUAAAGAUAAGCUGAAGAUGCACAUGCGUUCUCAUACUGGGCUGAAGCCUUACAAAUGUAAACACUGUGACUAUGCAGCCACUGACAGCAGCAGCCUCAACAAGCACCAGCGCAUUCACUCCAAUGAGCGUCCUUUUAAAUGCCAGAUCUGUCCGUAUGCAAGCCGCAACUCCAGCCAGCUAACUGUACAUCUCAGAUCCCACACAGGAGAUGCUCCCUUCCAGUGUCAGAUGUGUCCUGCUAAAUUUAAAAUCAACUCAGACUUGAAGAGGCAUAUGCGUGUGCAUUCUGGUGAGAAACCUUACAAGUGUGAGUUCUGCGAUGUCAGGUGUGCCAUGAAAGGAAACUUGAAAUCACACAUUCGUAUCAAACACAGCAUGGAAAAUACUCUCAAGUGUCCAGAGUGUGAAUUUCAGUGUGGAAACAAAACAAGCCUUCGGCAUCACAUAAGAACGCAUCAGCCUGAACAACCAGUGAAGUGCUCAGAGUGCAACUACUCUUGCUCCAACAAGGCAGCUCUGAAAGUGCAUGAGCGUAUUCACUGCAAAGAUCGUCCUUUCAAGUGUGAAUUCUGCAGCUUUGAUACCAAGCAGCGGAGCAACCUGACAACUCAUGUUAGGAAAGCUCAUGGUGACAAAGUCAAGACCAAGAAGCAAACUGUGGAGAAGAAGGAAGGAGAUAGGCCAAAGCAAGGUGGAUCCAGGCAAGUUGCCAAAUUGGAUGCCAAGAAAGCAUUUAAGUGUGACUUGUGCGAUGCUUCCUUUGUCCGAGAAGAUUCUCUUCGGAGUCAUAAGAAGCAGCACAAUAUGUAUAAUGGAUCUAAAAAUAAUGAACUGGCUGUUCUACAGCUCCAGAUGGAUCCUAGUCGGCAGACCAGCGCCCCAAUUACUGUCAGUCAUCUCCAGGUCCCGCUUCAGGCUGCUCAGGUUUCUCCAUACAGUGAGGGAAGGGUCAAGAUCAUUGUGGGACACCAGGUACCUCAGACUAACAGUAUCGUCCAGGCUGCAUCAGUGAAUGUUGUGCCUCCUACGUUAGUUGGCCAGACUCAGGAAGACCUCUCAGCCAACAGUCGCUUGCAGCUUUUGGGCCAAGUCAGUUUGUUGGCACCACCUCCACCUCCUAUAUCUCAAAGUGAAGCUGGGCCUGUGGCACAACCAACAGUUCUUCUCACAACCCAUGACCAAAGCGAUGGAAGUGCUUUACAUCAAACUCUGAUUCCUGCUGCUCCUGUCAACAGUCAUGAGGCUUCAGCAAACCAGGCUUUCAUCACCAGCUCUGGAAUCAGCUGCUCUGACUUAGAAGGCCUUAAUGCUUUGAUACAAGAAGGAGCAACAGAAGUAACUGUGGUUAGUGAUGGAGGCCAGAGUAUAACAGUGUCCACUUCAGCUCCCCCUCCUCCUAUCUUUUCUUCAUCCUCUCACACAGAAGCCCCCAAGCAGACCUAUUCUAUCAUUCAGAGUGGAGCUCACACAGCUUUGCUGUGUCCAGCAGACUCCAUACCAGAUUAGUCACAAAGUACUAUUACUAAACAAAUUUAAAUCUCAGAGGCAGUGCUGAAUUCAGCAGAAAUGCGUAAGAUAGAAGUGAAUGCAGGAUUUGUCCUGCGAAGCUAAAUACCUUCCACCUACCCAUUUUGCUUUCUGUACAGAGAAAUAUACAUCUUGUAUGUGAAAAAGAGGAUGUGUGUAUUUAUGUGCCUCUGAAGUCAGAGGCUCUGUUCUUUGUAAAGUCUGAGCAGCGAAGCAACUGGUGAGAAUUUCACCAAGCAGAAAGCUGCCUGGAAUAAUUCUUGUGUUGUGCUGGUUACAGUAACAAAGCCUCUCUCACUUCAUUAUAAAUGAUCUUCACAGUGGACUCAUUCUUUCAUGUACACACCAAAAAAUAGUAGUCCAAGCCAUUCUGAAGUUUUAAGUGAAGUCUGUUUCAAUUACAUGCUAUGUAUGCAUUAGGUGUACCUGGCUGAUUGUUGAUCUGUAACAAAUGUCUACUACUGGGUCUAAUGCAGCUUCAGAAAAAAUUAAGGGAUCUGUUCCUUAUUAUAUGUAGAAGUUGCUAGUACCUGGCAGUGAAUCAGGAAAUGCUAAUGCAGAAGACCAGGUGGCCAUUUUUAGAAAACAAAAGAAUCUUGUCUGUCCAUCAGUAACCGCUAACUUUGUUAGUAAGAACACUGUUGAAAUCAUGUAUCUGGCACAGUGAUGUCUGUCAGAGGCACCGGUGUUUUCAAGAGCAAAACAACUGCAAAUACAUUUUUUACAAACACUU